Cotesia glomerata is the source of this 483-nucleotide messenger RNA. RefSeq lists its product as uncharacterized. The record is from RefSeq and is a predicted model, not a curated record. The transcript has 2 exons. Bases 25 to 483 code for a protein of 152 amino acids. NCBI's taxonomy places the organism in Eukaryota, Metazoa, Arthropoda, Insecta, Hymenoptera, Braconidae.
CCAGCAGUAUUCAAUAAAAUAAAAAUGUAUAAAUUUUUUUUAAUAUCGGUAAUUUUAACAGCAAGCCUGUCUUUGUCUUUUUCAACAAAUAAUUCUAAUUGUGAAGAAAAAAAAGAUUUAUACGAUUUAACAUUGAAGAAAAAUGAUCCAGAUGUGGUUAAAUUCGCGGAAGAUGGCUGGGAAAAAUUAGUCGCUAAAGGAAGAACCAGAGGAGCGACGAAUAGAGGCAGUUUUUCUGUCGAGUGUGCAAGAGUCCAAAUUAUAGAGAUUGAAAGAAGAUACACUAUACUUGUUAUAUAUGUCAUCGAUGGGCCCGGAAAAAUGUUAUUUUGUGUAAUAUUUGUUAUGACAACUCAAACGGAGCCUUUAAGUAUAAGUUGUUACCUAGAACGUUUCACAGACAUUUACGAUCCAGCAGAACGCGAGCAACGUAAUAUGUACAGCCUCUUCUACAACAACAAGCUAUUUUGUCCUCAAGACUAA